CAUGAGGUAUUAGCCGUGUACUUUUCUAGAGGCCAUCUGAUCUACGAAUCUCUUAUUUCAAAUUUUAUUUUUAAAACUAGGAGUUAGGUGAGAUCUCAUACUAACUAUGAUCACGGAGUCGCGUCCGUAGUCGUUGGAUGCUUAUUGAUGUUUCCGAAAGGAGGCAUGGGAUUUUUCUUUUAUUGAUGUUUCAAAUGGAGCAUGGGUUGGACAACCUUGUCUAUUGCGUAAUCCAAUGAAUAAAAAUAAGGGAAAUUCUCAAUGGUAGCCUCCUACUAUUGCUUAUUCUCAAUGGUAGCCAAUUUUUUUUUGAAUUCUCAAUGGUAGCACUCUACUUUUUAAAACUUGCAACCGUAACCUUAAUGAUAUUUUUCCGUUAAAUUUCUGUUAAAUCUAAUUUUUUAUUUUAAGAAUCUAACUUAAUUUAAACAAAAGUUAAUUUUUUUUAAUAAAAAGUAAAUAAAUAAUAAUACCCACCCCUUCCCCUUCACUGCCCAGCCACCCUCCCCCUCCCUCCAAACCACUUUCUCAUUCCCCCUCCACGGUUCCACCAAUAAUCCACCAGUGUUUCUCCCUGUCGUUCGACACCCCACCCGGCCUUCCUCUUUCCCCUAUCCCCUCUUUGCAUGCUUCAAUUUCAUCUUCCUCUUCAUCUCAAUUGUCGUCGCCGUUAAAUUUGAAUUAUAUGCGUCAAUGUGGCCGAAAUAGGGGAUUGGAGAGAGAAAUACACAGGAACUUGAUUUGAAUCCAACGUUGAAUCUGUGCGAGAAAAAAUGAAGAUGAUUUUCAUCAAAUUCUAGGGUUUUAAUUGGGGUUAAUUUUUAUGAUUGUGAUUAAAAGAAAUUGAGGAUUUAUCGACCUCCAUUUUUGUUGAAUUUCAAGCAGUUGAGGUGCGGCGUUGGGGCUAUGAUAGUGGUGUUGGUGUGAAAGCCGCAAUUUGUGUGGCCGUUGUUGUGGAUUGGAGUCAAGAGAGGUGGCAAAUGGUGGUUAUUGUAGGCUGCUGUAGUUGUACAUGGUGGUUGUUUAUGUGUAAGUAUUGAUGUUGUUGUUUUGGGCUGAUUUAGUUGACUUGAAGGGGUGGCAUUGCGGUGGAAGUAGGACAUAGAAGGGGUGGGUGUAUGUGGACUGUGGAGGGUGUUGUGGUGGAGGGUUUGGGGUUUGAGAUGGCUGCCAUGGAAUGAAGGGGAGGAGAGAGAAAAUAGUUAAGGUUUAAGAGAGAUAAAAUGUUUGAUAAUAGUUAAAGUUAACGGAUCUUUAACGGUUUAGAGGUAAUAAGGUUACAGUUGCAACUUUUAAAAAGUAGAGUGCUACCAUUGAGAAUUCAAAAAAAAAAUUGGCUACCAUGGAGAAUAAACAAUAGUAGGAGGUUACCAUUGAGAAUUUCCCUAAAAAUAAUGAUUUACCUAUUAUUAAUUAAUGGAGUCAUAGUGAUGUAAAUAGUUGAGUCAUGUGUCGAGUCUACAAACUAAUGAUGCGUGAUGAUUGAUUAUUAGUAGCAUGCUAGGGAUUUCUUAUUAUGUUUCGCAGCUUGUAUGUAAUCAGCUUUGCUUUAGGUAUGUAUUUCUUUAGUUAGGUAGGUAUUAUAUAGAUACAAGCUUCAUACAAUCAUACUCAUUUGUGCCACCACCAUUACAUGCGUGCUAAUUCUACCACUUUUUUUUUUUUUUUUCUUUUUUUCACUCACUUUCUUUUUACUAGAUAUCUACUAUUCACUUGCUUUAGGUAUCUACUAUUCUACUACCCUUUUUUUCUCUAAAAAAUGGGAACUAAAAAACAGAGCAAUACUCUGCAUUUUGCGAUUGUUACAUUGUUAGCCAUAUCUUCAUUCAUUAGCCUAAAUGCAACAACCAAUGUCGUGUUACAAACGUCGAUCCAUCGACGUCAAGAUCAUAUAGUUAACAAGUUGAUAAAGCAAAAAAAACUAGAGCUAAAAAACUGCAAUAUUUUCCAAGGUAAUUGGGUUUGGGAUCCUUCUUAUCCUAUGUAUGAUUCCUUACAAUGUCCGAGCAUUCGAAAGGAGUUCGAUUGCCUGAAAUAUGGCCGCCCCGAUAAGUUUUAUCUCAAGUUCCGGUGGCAGCCUGAACAGUGUGAUCUUCCCAGGUUUGAUGGAGUGGAUUUCCUAAAGAGAAUGAGUGGAAAGAAGAUAAUGUAUGUUGGGGAUUCACUUAGUCUUAACAUUUGGCAAUCACUAGUUUGCCUACUUCAUGCUGCUACUCCUAACUCCAAUAUCAAACAACAACAAACUGUUGGUGGAAUUAAAUCUUGGAUUUUUGAGGAUAAUAAUGUCAGUAAUGCUAUAUCCUUCUUCAUACCUAGUCGACAUUGAAAACGAGCAAAAAGGUAGAGUAUUGAAGCUUAACUCAAUUAAAGGUGGCGAAAUGUGGAAGGAUAUGGAUGUUUUGAUUUUCAACACGUGGCUUUGGUGGAGUCGGAAGGGGCCUAAACAACCAUGGGACUAUAUCCAGGAUGGGACGGUGACAUCAAAAGAUAUGGACCGCAUGGAUGCAUAUAGAAAAGCAUUAAUGACUUGGGCAAAAUGGGUUGAUUCAGAAAUUGAUCCUAUGAAGACUAGAGUUUUCUUCCAAGGAACCAAUCCUUCACAUUACAAUGGACAAGAAUGGAAUGCAACAGGGGUGAUGGAUUGUUCAAAGGAAACAAUGCCUAUGAAAGGAUCAACAUACCCAGGUGCAUUACCACCAGCAUUAGAGGUGGCUAAACAAGUUAUAAGUACGAUAUCAAAACCCGUUUAUCUACUUGAUAUCACAACCCUCUCACAACUAAGGAAAGACGGGCACCCGAGUUCUUAUAAUGGUUUUAAGGGUAUGGAUUGUACUCAUUGGUGUGUAGCUGGUCUUCCUGAUACUUGGAAUCAACUUUUGUAUACAACUCUUAUCAUGUAAAUUUUAGCAAUUGGUUAAUUGUUGUAUGUAUGAUGUUGUAAUAAAAAAUUUAUGGGAGUAUGUCAUUGCAAUUCCCGUUUUAGUUAAUGUAAGUUCUUAUUAGAUUUGUAAAAACUAU
This is a messenger RNA of Chenopodium quinoa (quinoa), 3018 nucleotides long. Its product is annotated as protein trichome birefringence-like 38. Gene Ontology annotation, cellular component: Golgi apparatus. Lineage: Eukaryota; Viridiplantae; Streptophyta; Magnoliopsida; Caryophyllales; Amaranthaceae. The coding region runs from base 2205 to 2900 and encodes 231 amino acids. The record is from RefSeq and is a predicted model, not a curated record. The transcript has 5 exons. Gene Ontology annotation, molecular function: O-acetyltransferase activity.